AUGCCGACGGACGAGGAGCUGCUGCAACAGAACCCUGACGCACGUGGGCUGAUCGAGGCGGGUGUCCCGCGGGAGGAGGUCCUCGCUGGCCUGCGUCAGGCGGCGGAGGAGGCUGCCGCCAAUCCGACGCCGCCGCCUCUCAGCCGCAAGGUGUCUGAAGGGCCUUUGCCGCCCGGCUGGGAGGAGAGGUUCGACCCGUCCACGGGGCGUCGGUACUACGUCGACUAUGCAACCAAAACAACCUCCUGGGUCCGCCCCCAGCCCACCGGGCCCAUGUCGCCUCGAGACCACCUCAAGUCCGCCGGCUUCCGGGAGUACCCAGCUGCCACCACGCAGCCGACGGCAGCUGGACUGCCAGAGUCCUCGUCGUUUCCGCAAGGGGGUGAGAUGGACCCCGAAAUGGCGGCGGCGAUGAAGAUUGCCGAGGCGGCCGAUGCCGCGGAGGCUGCCGAGGCAAAGGCAAAGGAGAAGGAGAAGGCCUCCGCCGCGGCGUUUGAAGCCAGGAUGGCGGCGCGUGAGGCAGCCGAGGCCAAGACGACUGCGCUCGGCAAGAAGAACAAGGGCGCGCUGCAUAAGCUGAAGAAGGAGGUCGGCAAGGCUCUCGCCGCGCCGCCACCGGGCGCCCUAGGCCCCGUCGCGUACCAGCGGAGCACGUCAAACAUCCCAAGCCGCGCGCGCCAGAACUCCACCUCGGGCAAGCUCGAGGAGAUCGACGGGAUCCUCGCGGCGCUGCGCUCCGAGUCGACCCCGUUCGACCUACGCGAGAAAGGGGCCGCCGAGCUCCGCAAGAUGUGCAGCCGCGCCACCUCCGCCGAGAUCCCCCUCGUCCUCCUCGACGAGCUGGGCGAGGCGUCAAAGCCGGCAUUGCAGCGCACCCUCUGCGAGGCCAUCGCGUGCGCUGUCGAGAGCCACCACAAGGCACUGCUCGAGUCGGGCGCGGCCCUCUUCAUCACGCCGCUGCUGUCGUCGACCGACCCACGCGUCCAGCGCGGCGCGCUCGGCCUCCUCCAGAUCCUCUGCCGAAGCAACGAAGCGUGCACCAACCAACUCGUCGACGUCGGCGCGGCGCCGGCUCUGCUCGGCUUGCUCUCUUCGGCGUCGGAGCUCACGGAGUCGCGCACGGUGGCGCUCCAGCUGGUCGCAACGAUCAUGGAGCAGCCCGACGGCGCUCGCGCCAUGCUCGCGAGUGGCGUUGCCGAGCCGCUCUGCACCACACUCAUCCACGCCUCCGGGCUCGCACCCUGCUCGCCAAGGGCUGGGGCGGAGGCUCGGCCUCGGAGGCGGAGAUGGGAGUCGAGCAGGCGCGCGCUCGGCGGUGGGGCGAAAGGGUGGGUCUCGCUGUCGACUGCCUCUGCGCCGUCAACUCGGCCGACCCGGCGGCCGUCCAGCAAGCGGUGCGAAACACCUCGGCGAUGCCCUCCAUCGUCGCGCUCAUGGGGUCGGAGAACGAGAAUGCGCGUGCGGGCGCCAUGA
This is a messenger RNA of Emiliania huxleyi CCMP1516, 1473 nucleotides long. RefSeq lists its product as hypothetical. The record is from RefSeq and is a predicted model, not a curated record. Gene Ontology annotation, biological process: hippo signaling; positive regulation of transcription by RNA polymerase II. Gene Ontology annotation, cellular component: cytoplasm; nucleus. The transcript has 3 exons. NCBI's taxonomy places the organism in Eukaryota, Haptophyta, Isochrysidales, Noelaerhabdaceae. Bases 1 to 1473 code for a protein of 490 amino acids. Gene Ontology annotation, molecular function: protein binding; transcription coactivator activity.